Molecule: messenger RNA, 547 nt
Organism: Paramecium pentaurelia
Lineage: Eukaryota; Ciliophora; Oligohymenophorea; Peniculida; Parameciidae
Source: the annotation of a GenBank genome assembly
AUGAGUUCAAAUUUUUUGUAUAGAAAACUANUCUCUUACAUCCAAACUAUUAAGAUUAAAUAAAAUAACUCGAAAUACAACCUAAGUUACACCUAUCUCAUAUAAUUUUAUAGAUAGAAUUAUUGAACCUUUGAAAAAAAAAACAGAAAUCUAAUCUGAGUAAAAUUCUCCUUCAAGGGUUCGAAAAAUCAUACCAUGUAUUGAGUAUUAAUUGCCUACUUAAUUAAUCUUUUAGGAUAAUCAGAAAUAAGUUAACAAUAUAAUUGAAAGAAAAUUUUGUAUUCAGAAAUCUCGACCUAAAGAAAUUAUUAAUCUAUAGUAGCCUAAAAAUAAGAGUAUAUAAAAUUGCUUAUCUCAUCAUUAAAUUAUUAAUAAAGAAAAAGCAAGUCCAACAUUAAGGAGACUAAAUAAAACAAGUUAUUAAUGUGAAUAAGUGAAAUUUACUAAUUCAAUUUAAAAUGAAAAAAUUGAAAAAUAAAUAUAAUAAAUUAGAAAAGUAAGUGGUUGGACUAUCUAGAGCCAAGAAAGUGUUCAAACAUUAUUAUGA